Cryptosporidium muris RN66 is the source of this 519-nucleotide messenger RNA. RefSeq names its product translationally-controlled tumor protein, putative. Gene Ontology annotation, molecular function: calcium ion binding. The transcript has a single exon. The coding region runs from base 1 to 519 and encodes 172 amino acids. Gene Ontology annotation, cellular component: cytoplasm. The record is from RefSeq and is a predicted model, not a curated record. NCBI's taxonomy places the organism in Eukaryota, Apicomplexa, Conoidasida, Eucoccidiorida, Cryptosporidiidae.
AUGAAGGUUUAUAAAUGCGUUUUUACAGGGGAUGAGGUUAUAUCUGAUUCUUAUAAGCAAUUAGCUCCUUUUGGUAGAGAUGAAUUUAUGGAUAUUGCAUUUGAAGUUGAAAGUAAACGGAUUCUAAAGGGCUCUGAAGAUUAUGGAAUUUCACAUAAUACAGAAGAUGGUGAAGUAGAAAUUGGUACUACUGAUGCAGAAACAGUUAAUGAUAUUAUUGAUGCUUUUAAAUUAGAAUCUACACCAUUUUCAAAAAAAGAAUACAUGUUAUACAUUAAAGGUUAUGUUUCUCGUCUAAAGGGAUAUCUUGAACAAAAUAAUCCUGACAGAGUUGAGAAAUUUAUGCAAAAUACUCAAGCUUUUGUUAAGGUAUUAUUAGAACGUUUUAAUGAUUUAGAAUUUUAUCUUGGCCCAUCUCUUGAUUGUGAAGGUAUUAUUAUUUAUGGUUACUAUAAUGAUGGUGACUUAGCUCCCAGAUUUAUUUAUUUUAGAGAUUCAUUAAAAGAAGAAAGAUAUUGA